AUGGCUGCUGAGGUUUCUCUGGCUCCCCUCCCCUCUUUCUUGAAGUGGGUGGCACAACACAGGGUCAUUACCAUGAACUAUAAGCCAGUGAUGUUUGCGUUUAAGUUAGGGAAUACCGACGAAGAAUGGCGCGUGAAACUGUAUGAAAGGCAUGCUGGCAUGGGUUCAGAGCUGUGGCUGAAAAAGUUCAACAGCUUUUGGGAUUGUGUUAUGGGAGUUGCUCACCGGAAAGGUAUUGUGUGCCACGGCAAGAGGAAUUUGAUAUGGUAG
This is a messenger RNA of Ilex paraguariensis (yerba mate), 270 nucleotides long. The record is from the annotation of a GenBank genome assembly. NCBI's taxonomy places the organism in Eukaryota, Viridiplantae, Streptophyta, Magnoliopsida, Aquifoliales, Aquifoliaceae.